Messenger RNA from Acytostelium subglobosum LB1, 1956 nucleotides. RefSeq lists its product as hypothetical. The record is from RefSeq and is a predicted model, not a curated record. Gene Ontology annotation, cellular component: anaphase-promoting complex. NCBI's taxonomy places the organism in Eukaryota, Evosea, Eumycetozoa, Acytosteliales, Acytosteliaceae. The coding region runs from base 1 to 1956 and encodes 651 amino acids. Gene Ontology annotation, biological process: positive regulation of anaphase-promoting complex-dependent catabolic process; anaphase-promoting complex-dependent catabolic process; positive regulation of ubiquitin protein ligase activity. Gene Ontology annotation, molecular function: ubiquitin ligase activator activity; anaphase-promoting complex binding; protein binding. The transcript has a single exon.
AUGUUCCACUCAGACUAUGAAUCAAGGCUACGAUCGCCGUCGAGGGGAUCGCCCAAGAAGAUCUAUUCACAGGCAGCUGCCAAUCCGAUACCAAUGUCCAGCUUCAAUCAAUCACUAUUUGACGAGUAUACAUCUACUAGUUCAACAUCAGACAACAAUAGCAACAACAGCAGCAGCAACAACAAUGAGAAUGUAUAUAUAGUGAGCGACUCAAGCACCAACAUCAACAACAACAGCAGUAAUAGUAGCAUUAAUAAUAGUAGUAGUAGCAGUAGCAGCAGCAGGAUCAAUUCAAAUAACUAUGGAGAUCGAUUCAUUCCAAUGUCUGUGUGCGCAGAGACUCUGGGCAAGUUCUCAACGUUCGACUACGUGGCACCGACAUCAUCAUCACUCUCGAACCAAUCACUCUUUCAAACAAACAAUGGUGCGAUCAACAAUAACAACAACAACAUGGGCAACAAUAGCAGCAACAACAGUGGUAACAAUGGCUCAGAAAAGACACAGCUCGAGCCCAACUUGGCCUACAACAUAAUACUAAAGAAUGAGAUCCUGGGCGGCAACAGUGGCAGUAGUAGCCACAGCAAUUACAUCCUGGAGCUCGCCAACCCCAUAUACAAGUACCAGAGCGGCAACAGCGGCAAUAGCGGCAACAGUGGCAACGUCUCUGGCGUCAUGAACAUCACCAACACACAUCACAACCUGGUGUCACAGCACCAUCACCUCAGCGCCGCCACAGGCGACCUCGACAAUGCACCGGGCACGCCCCGCUCCAACCUUUCACAGCAGCUGGAUCUUCUGGACAGCGACCCCAACGACUCGCCAUCCAGCGCCAACCGCAUACUCCAAUUCAAGUCGCCAAAGAAGAAGCUGAUGGACAAUGCCGACUCGCCCUACAGUCUGUCCCCGCUGAGUAAGGACUCGCAGAAGCUCCUGUCGUCGCCCCGCAAGCCCAAUCGCAAGAUCCCCAAGGUGCCCUACAAGGUGCUGGAUGCGCCAAACAUCUUGGACGACUUUUAUCUCAACCUGAUCGACUGGAGCUCUCAAAACAUACUGGCGGUUGCUCUGGAGCGCUCGAUCUACCUGUGGAACGCGUCGACUGCUCGCGUCUCCAAGCUGUGCGACUAUGGCCUCGAGGCCCACAACUCCAACGUCACAUCCCUGUCGUGGAUACAGCGCGGCACGCAUUUGGCGGUCGGCGGCAGUGACGGUCUGGUGCAGAUAUGGGACGUGACCAAGAAGAAAAAGAUCCGAGAGAUGCAAGGCCACACGGCGCGCGUCAAUGCCCUGGCGUGGAACAAUCACAUACUGUCUAGUGGUGGCAAGGACAAGAUGAUCCUGCACCACGACGUCCGAGAUAGCGCCCACUUUACCUCCCGUCUUGUCGGCCAUCGCAACGAGAUCUGUGGACUCAAGUGGUCGCCCGACGGACAGCAGCUCGCCAGUGGCGGCAACGACAACCUUUUGGCCGUCUGGGAAUCAAAUCAAACGCGUCCCCUCUACCAGCUCAAGUACCAUCAAGCGGCCGUCAAGGCAAUCGCCUGGUCGCCACACCAACGCGGACUGUUAGCCUCAGGUGGUGGCACACAAGACAAGUGCAUCCGCUUCUGGAACACAACAACUGGAACCUCGCUGCAAUCAAUCGACACUGGCUCCCAAGUGUGCAACCUGGCCUGGUCCAAGAAUGUCAACGAGUUGGUGUCCACACACGGCUACUCACAGAACCAGAUCACCAUAUGGAGUUACCCAAGUCUGCGGACGGUGACCACACUGACGGGCCACAGCACUCGUGUCCUCUAUCUGGCGGUGUCGCCCGAUGGCCAAUCCAUUGUCACUGGUGCCGGCGACCAAACCCUGCGGUUCUGGAACGUGUUCCCCAAUUCCAAAGAGGCCGGCCUGUACUCUCCAUCAUGCAGUCUCGAGAAGCUCUACAACAAGAGUGAGCUGGACAUCCGCUAA